Molecule: messenger RNA, 4583 nt
Organism: Durio zibethinus
Lineage: Eukaryota; Viridiplantae; Streptophyta; Magnoliopsida; Malvales; Malvaceae
Product: RAF-like serine/threonine-protein kinase 24
Biological process (GO): protein phosphorylation; signal transduction
Cellular component (GO): cytoplasm
Molecular function (GO): ATP binding; protein binding; protein kinase activity
Source: RefSeq, a predicted model, not a curated record
UUACUCGGAAAUUAGUUUUAAAAAGUUAUUAAAAAAUCUACACUAGAAAAGAAAAUCAAAAUCGUAAAAGGAAAAACAGAGAGAUGCCUUUCCCUAUUUUGGACCGAAAAUAAGCGAAUUUAUAGAGAGAGAAAGUCAAUAAUCUUCUGCUUUCUUGCUCAAAAGUUUACUCCUCCUUGCGUUCUUUUCCUUUUUUUUUCGGGUUCAGGUUAAGUUCUUUGGAAAACUUUGCUGUUGGCUAUGGCAGAAUGCAUGUGCUGAUAUUGCACUGGUGUGAUAAUCAUGGCAUAUUUCCUUGGUUUAUUUUCCUGGAAAAUUUUAUCUAAAUGGAGUGAAAUCUAGGAAAAGGCAUAAUGGAUCAACAGAAGAACUAUGAACAAGUCCGAUACAAUAAUAUGGAAGCUAGAAAUGAGACUCUCGGGUUUGCAAACCAAAGAUUUUUCCAUGAUCCAUCUAGUAAUAUUAAUACUAACAUCCGACCUCCUGAUUAUAAUAUUUUGAUGGGAGCUAGACCAGUACUGAAUUACUCCAUUCAGACAGGUGAGGAGUUUUCUCUGGAAUUUAUGUGGGAAAGGGUCAAUCCUAGACAACAUUUUAUUCAGAAUGCUUAUGGUGAUCCUAACAGUGGACCUGUCUAUAAGGAUCUAAAGGGUAUUUUGGGAAUUUCCCAUACAGGUUCUGAAAAUGGCUCUGAGAUCCCUUUGCUUAACACAGUAGAAAAACCCCGUCCCCAGGAUUUUGACAGAAAGACCCCUCCUGUACAUGAAGACAAAAGCUUUUAUGAUUCCAUGCGAUCAGUACCUCUAUCCUCUUCAAGAAAUGAAAUGAGUCAGGGACAUCAAGGUUAUGUGUCUUCAACUGCUUCUCUUAGCUUAUCAACUAAGGUGAAGUUCCUCUGCAGCUUUGGUGGUAAAAUUUUACCACGUCCCAGUGAUGCAAAACUUAGAUAUGUUGGGGGGGAAACACGUAUCAUCCAAUUAAGCAGGGAUAUUUCCUGGCAAGAGCUUGUUCAGAAAACCUUGGCAAUUUACAACCAAGCCCAUACAAUAAAGUAUCAGUUGCCUGGGGAGGAACUUGAUGCUUUGGUCUCUGUAUCUUGUGAUGAGGAUCUGCAAAACAUGAUGGAGGAAUGUAAUGUGCUAGAAGAUGGAGGAUCACAGAAACCCAGGAUAUUCCUUUUCUCUAGUAGUGAUCUGGAAGAUGCUCAGUAUGGUUUGGGAAGCAUAGAGGGUGAUUCUGAGAUACAAUAUGUUGUUGCUGUGAAUGGCAUGGAUCUAGGAUCAAGAAAAAACUCAAUUGCAGCAAGUGCGUCAGAAAACAAUCUGGAUGAGUUACUUGGUUUGAAUGCUGUAAGGGAGGCUGGUCGGACUGUGAUUGAAGCAGCUGCUACUAGUACUGCUUCUUUGACAGUUAAUGCACCUUCACCAACAGUCAAAUAUUCUCAUGCACCUUCACAAACUGUCCAGUCUUCUCAUGUGCCUUCACCAACCUCUUCUCAACCAGUGUUGUCAGGUUCAUCUAGCACUUAUGAAUCUAAUUCGGAGCCAUAUUCAGAACAAAAAGUGCGUCAUGGAGAAGGUAGCCAGCAGCUGUCCUCCAUUCCCCAGGUAGAUGGGAAGAGUAAUUUUCUUUUGUCUGCUCCAUUGCAAUACGGUUAUGGCUCCCAACCCUCUAACCAUGUGAUGACUGGAGAAAAUUUAGUCUCAAUGCCAUUCCCUGGAUAUGUGACACCCCAGACAGGUUUAGCUGAUGAGAAGAUGCAUAUGGGCUUUAAAGUGCCAGAUCCAGAAGUAUCUAUAAAAGAGGUUAAGCUAAAAAGAGAUAGCUCAGCCUCAAAAGUAACUGAACCUGAAAAAGUUCGAUACCUAGACAAAGCUCCCUCAACAAAGGAGCCAAAAAUGAAAAGAGAUGCAUCUCUCCCGAAGAUCAAUGAAACUGAAAACAUUCGCAUGUCAGUGAAAGAGUACAGUAACCCUUCAAAUGCAUAUGACAGUUCUGUUGCAAAUCAUAUUUCUAAACAGGAAGCUUCGGUUACCAUUUCAGUGCCAGAUGUUGGCUCACCUUUGUUGCCCACAAAAAAUUUCAAAAAGAUCCAGGAAGCUGUUCAGAAUUUGGUGGUCCCUGAAGUUGUAACUGAUGGGAGAAAGAACAUUGAAGAUGAUCGCUUUUACACAUCUGGUGGGCCUUCUACAUCUGGAGGUGGUGGAUCAGAGGCAGAUCCAAGUGACUUUAGCUGCCCUGAGCCAUCUGUGAUUCCUCAGCGAGUUUUUUAUUCAGAGAGAAUCCCCAGGGAGCAGGCAGAAAUGAACCGUUUAUCAAAGUCUGAUGAUUCUUUUGGGUCUCAGUUUCUAAUGACUCAAGCAUGUUCUGGUUCUUCCCAAUUGAUUGCAGAAUCAGUUGACAAGAUUCAAGAUGGGAAUUUGGCUCCCCAAGCUGAUCAGUAUGUCACUGCAAAUCCACCAAAUCCUCAGACUGUUAUGGAUGGGCUUGCACAAUUUGAAAAGUACAACGAAUCUGCCGAUAAAAUCAGCUCGAAUAUUCAUGAGGAGGUGCUUGAGUCAACUAAGCAGAAAUCUGAAUUGAAAAAAGUCAUAGUUAAGAGUGGUGCUGAUGAAAAAGCAGCUGAGCUGAAUCCUCCCACAGCAAGUCAAGGAACUUCUGUUGAGCACUUUGAAGAUCCUUCUUUUAGGCCAUCUGAUUUUGAACGAAUUGAGAAGGAUGAAAGCAAGAACGCUGGAAAUCAUAGUAAGGGGCAUGAACAAUCUUUGCUGCGGGCGGAGAACCCAAUUAGAACAACUUCCAAUGUGCAGCCCACUGCUUCUGAAGUCACCUCAGAGCAUGGAGACAUACUUAUUGAUAUUAAUGAUCGGUUUCCUCGUGAUCUUUUGUCUGAUUUAUUCUCAAAAGUAAGAAUGUCCCAGAAUGUCUAUGGUAUCGGUCCAUUCCCUGGUGAUGGAGCUGGAUUGAGCUUAAACAUGGAGAAUCAUGAACCCAAGCAUUGGUCAUACUUCCUUAAUUUAGCUCAAGAUGAGUUUAGUAGAAAGGAUGUUUCCCUCAUGGAUCAGGACCAUUUGGGUUUCUCCUCUCCACUUACAAAUAUGGAAGGUGGGGUGCCAAUUGAUUACAGCUAUCCACCUCUGAAAUCUUCUGGUGCAGUUGCCUUAGGUCAUAUUAAGCCAGACAUCAAUUUUGGUGAGGACAUCAGGCAGGAGUCAACUACUGUUACUGCUGCUAACAACUUGGAUUUAGGUACAGGUUACAAGAAGUCUCCACUUAAGGGUGAUGAAAGUGGACGAGAUGGGCCAAACCACAAGGUACCUGAAUCAGAGUAUGAGAAUUCUGGUGUACCCCUUGUGGAUUUGUCCCAUGGAGACGUUGAUAUCAGUACAUUGCAGAUCAUUAAAAACGAAGAUUUGGAAGAGCUAAAGGAGCUGGGUUCUGGUACAUUUGGGACCGUCUACCAUGGAAAAUGGAGAGGAACAGAUGUUGCCAUCAAGCGGAUAAAAAAGAGCUGUUUCACCGGUCGUUCAUCCGAGCAAGAAAGAUUGACUGUGGAGUUCUGGCGUGAAGCUGACAUUCUUUCAAAGCUUCACCACCCCAAUGUUGUGGCAUUUUAUGGCGUGGUGCACGAUGGACCUGGAGGAACACUAGCCACUGUCACAGAGUACAUGGUGAAUGGCUCUCUUAGACAUGUUUUGCUUAGCAAAGACAGGCAACUUGAUCGUCGUAAGCGGCUCAUUAUUGCCAUGGAUGCUGCAUUUGGGAUGGAAUAUUUACAUUCAAAGAACAUUGUUCAUUUUGAUUUAAAAUGUGACAACUUGCUUGUCAACUUGAAAGACUCUGUGCGGCCAAUUUGCAAGGUUGGGGACUUUGGGUUGUCAAAGAUAAAAAGGAAUACCUUGGUUACUGGUGGUGUCAGGGGAACUCUUCCAUGGAUGGCCCCAGAGCUGUUGAAUGGAAGCAGUAGUAAGGUUUCUGAAAAGGUUGAUGUGUUCUCAUUUGGCAUUGUCCUGUGGGAGAUUCUUACUGGUGAGGAACCUUAUGCUAAUAUGCAUUAUGGAGCAAUAAUAGGAGGCAUUGUUAGCAAUACAUUGAGGCCACCUGUACCAAGCUACUGUGACCCUGAAUGGAAGUUAUUAAUGGAGCAGUGUUGGGCUCCGGAUCCUGUUGUUCGACCAUCAUUCACAGAGAUUGCUAGACGCUUACGUAUCAUGUCCUCAGCAUGCCAGACAAAAACACAAGGUCAUCAGCCACAGAACCAAGCAUCAAAGUGAAGGCCCUCAAUGAUUCCCUUAUUUUGAUGCCCUCAUCAAUGAUAUUUUCUUUUACUCCAUAAACAUUUUAUGUAUUAUAUGAGAAAGGGAGGAGGAGCUCCCAUCGAGAGGGUGAGAUAUGAUUGUGUUUUGAGAGACUAAAAAAAUUUGUUUGUAUGUAAAGCUCUUAUUUGUGUCAAUACCCAAUAGUGGACACAAGCUCUGUUUUGGUCCUUGUGAAUAAAGUUAAUGCAAAGUGUUUUUGGUUUGUCAGAAUAGCUAUCGACCGCUGAGCCUAAGGUGGAAAAAGAAUGAAAAGUAAAUUUACUA